Messenger RNA from Colletotrichum karsti, 1620 nucleotides. RefSeq names its product major facilitator superfamily transporter. The coding region runs from base 1 to 1620 and encodes 539 amino acids. The transcript is spliced from 2 exons. The record is from RefSeq and is a predicted model, not a curated record. Gene Ontology annotation, cellular component: membrane. Gene Ontology annotation, molecular function: transmembrane transporter activity. NCBI's taxonomy places the organism in Eukaryota, Fungi, Ascomycota, Sordariomycetes, Glomerellales, Glomerellaceae. Gene Ontology annotation, biological process: transmembrane transport.
AUGCAUCGCCGCGCCGAGCAGUCCGACGACUUCAACGGAGACUACCACGACCGUCCGCCUAGGAGCUCCGAGGAUGACGCUACCGAGUCCACGCCACUCUUCGCCGGCAAUCCACCGCGCCCCGGCGCCAACCGUGGCCGCACCGAUUCGCUCCUCCGCGCCGCCAACACUCUCCACGUGCCCAAGGUCCACAACCCGGACCUGAUCGUCGGCAUCUUUUGCGCCGUCGUCCUCGUUGGAUCUGCCUCCGGCGGGCUUUGGGUCAUCCCCACCACCCGCAAGGUCGAGGAUAUCGUCUGCCGCCACUACUACGACGUUUUGAGCAGCGAAAACAUCGACGAGAGCUUGUGCAAGGAAGACGCCAUCCAGUCCAAGGUCGCCUACAUUUUUGCCAUAUACAGCGCUCUGCAGGCUUCCAUCGGUGCCGCUUGCGCCUUUCCCUGGGGUAUCGUGGCCGAUCGACUUGGAAGGAAGUGGGUGUUUUCUUUGACCAUACUGGGCAUGUCCUUCGACCAGGCCUGGUUUGCUGCGGUCUGCGCUUUUCCCAAGACGCUCCCUCUUGAGGCUCUCUGGUUUGGCCCUACGUUUCUGGUCCUCGGCGGCGGAAAUGCUGUCCUUAGUGCGAUCGUCUUCUCGAUGCUCGCUGACGUGACGACCUCCGAGAACAGGGCAAAAAGCUUCAUGCGGGUACAUCUGUCGUCGAUGAUCGGAAAUUUGUGCGCUCCCGCUGUGGCCGGUUGGAUGAUGGAGAAGACGGGCCCGUGGCCCGUCAUGGCCGUGGCGUACGUCGGAUUUUUGACCCUGAUAUUCACCAUCCACCUCAUCCCCGAGACGAAGCCAGCCGCCCAGGUAUCCGAAGACCCGAUCGAGGAUGAGGAUGAAUCGGAAUCCCCCAUGUUGGGCGCCAUCCAGCACACGCUCCUGCGUCUCAAGGAGUCGUUUGCCCUCUUCAAAUCGCCGUCGCUGGUCCUUUUGCUGGUCGCCACGCUCAGUUCGUACCCCGUUCUUCUGUCGACAUUGCAGUUCAUGUCCAUCUACGCCUCAAAGCGCUACCAUGUCUCGCUCUCCCAGACCGGGUACCUCUCGUCUCUGUACGGCUCAGGCGUUCUCCUCUCGAUCAUUCUCAUCCUGCCGGCCUUCUCCAAGCUCCUCGCUUCGCCCAAAAUGCCAAAGACGUUGCGCAUUCCGGACGAUCACCAGCGCGAUCUCUUCCUUGCCCGUGUUUCGUCGAUAGCCCUGCUGAUGGGAUCUCUGAGCAUGUCUGCGUCGCCGACGGUGGGGUCCUUUAUCGGCGGACUUGCCAUCCUGUCUCUAGGCACUGGAUGGGGCAGUUAUGUGAGGAGCGUGAGCAGCGUGUUCGUUGACCCGGCCCAUCGAACCCGGUUGUUCUCCAUUAUCUCGCUCGUCGAGACCGCCGGACAAACGUACGCGCAGCCCAUGCUGGCGUGGCUAUUCAGCAUUGGUAUGAAGAUGGGCGGACUCUGGAUUGGGUUGCCCUACUUGGGCGUUGCCGCUUUUUGUCUGCUUGCUCUGAUUCUUUUGCUUCUUGUUAGGCUGCCACCGUCAGAGGGCAAGACCCCUGAGGAUGACGGUGAAAGUAGCCUUCCUGCUCAACCAUGA